Messenger RNA from Xiphias gladius (swordfish), 3754 nucleotides. RefSeq names its product dixin-like. NCBI's taxonomy places the organism in Eukaryota, Metazoa, Chordata, Actinopteri, Istiophoriformes, Xiphiidae. Gene Ontology annotation, molecular function: protein binding. Gene Ontology annotation, cellular component: cytosol. The record is from RefSeq and is a predicted model, not a curated record. Gene Ontology annotation, biological process: canonical Wnt signaling pathway. The transcript is spliced from 21 exons. Bases 256 to 2157 code for a protein of 633 amino acids.
UUUAUUCCGAAAACUGCAACCGGAAGUUCUGUAUGUCAGUGUGGCUCGGUGACUCGACGCCGGUUUUCUUGCCAGGGUAACGGUAGCUGUCGCUUUUGAUCCCUCAAUUGUCCCGGUUUGUUGACGUUUGCUGGAGUACAGCAGUAGUUAGUAACGGUGGAGGAGGGGGUGGGGGGUCUGCCCGUUGUUUCAGGCGAGUCGUGUGAGUGUCAAUGAAGCUAGCCGGCUAGCUUAAAUGGGUUUUCGAGUUAAAAGAUGAUCGCCUCACUAUCUAGAGGAAGUUUGCUGGAUGAGGUUCUUCACGGGAGCUUUAACGAGCAGCAGCUGGCAACGUAUGUUUCCUGGGUGAACUCUCAGCUGAGGAGGAAACCGGGCCUGAAACCUAUUACGGACCUCAGACUUGACCUGCAGGAUGGCGUAGUGCUCACACAACUAGUAGAAAUAGUUGCUGGGGAAGUGCUGGAAGGAGUGUAUGUGGCUCCACAAAACAAAGAGGAAAGCAGGAAGAAUGUGGAGCAAGUCUUGCAGUUCAUUUCCUCCAGACACAUACGCAUGCCACACAUAUCCGCAAGAGACAUUGUCGAUGGUAAUCUGAAAUCUGUAAUGAGGAUAAUUCUGGCGCUGGCUGCCCACUUCAAACCAUCAGCCAACCAUAGGGCUGCUGUUGGAAGCGGGAGGAGCUUGACAAGAGGCUAUGCAAGCCACAACCCUCUCUCCACUGUUGCAUUAGCACAAGGUGCCGCUGCUGCACUAGCAUCAGCACAAUUUGAUGCCUCACAGCCUGCAUGUGUCACACGUAUCCACAGUGGCUGGGGGUUGGACGUGGAAAAGAGUGUGUGUGUUCGUGCACUGGUUGAGCAGUAUGAAAGAGGAGCUCCAGAUGAGCAGGACAAUCCUCAGUCUAACAGCCUUACCUCCGUCAGUCCACUGUCAUCUCCAAGACCUUUACCCAGCAGCGAUGCAGACAAACAGCAGGAAAACCGCAAACAACAGCAGAGCAGUGCUGAGUCAUCUCAUAUUGCAGUGGAGAUGGCGUGGGAGGACUCUCUCAGUGACACUUUGGAGAAGGAGGUUCAGGAGACACGUAAAAUAGUGUCCACUUUACAGGCCCUGCUGCUGCAUGGUUCACUGCCUGAGGAUGAGCAAGAUGUGUCUUUGACUUUGGACCAGUGCAACGCUGAACAGCAGCUGGUAGUCAUUCGCAGUCGUUUGGAUCAGAGUAUGGAGGAGGCUCAGGAGCUGAAGAGGGAACUGUUGCGCUGUAAGCAGGAGAUGAGAAACCUCCAGGGAACCAAGGACGCCCAGCAGCAGAGGCUGUGCACUCAGGAGGCCUCAAUACUGCAGAUGAAGCAGGAACUUCUCAGAGCCAGCAUGACGAAGGAUGAACUCAACAGCCAGAACGCAGAGCUACAGUGGAAGCUUGAGGAAUGUAACAGACUGUGGGGGGAAUGCAAGAAGGAGACAGGACAGAAGGACCGACAAAUGCAGCAACUGAAACACAAGCUUGAGGAAAGCCAAAAACAGCAGAGUGAAUUGCAAAGAGAGUUGGAGCAUAAAAACAGCAUGCUGCAGGAACAGGUAAUUCCCACCACUACAGAAAACAAUGGAUAUUCUUACUCUGGAAAUCCAGCUCCCUCUAUGUCAGGCCAGGCAGAGGAGGUGCGGCUGCUCAGAGAUGCACUUAGAAGUUUGAGGAACAACUUCAGAGACCACGACCCGCAGCACCAUACACUGGACACCCUGGAGCAGGGCAUAGUAUCACUCAUCGACAGACUGCAGGUUCUGCAUAAACACAGGGGAAGGGGGAAAUCUCCAAGACGCAAAGGUCAACACACAGACUCUGACUCCUGGCCUUGCACAAAGGUUUGUCAGUCUGACAGUGGUUCUUCUGCCUCUACUAAAUUCCUUUAUUUCACUGGAAAAUCCCCGACACCUUCCAUGAUCAAUAUACCGAAGAGGCUGGGUGAGGUAACUCUCAAGGAUGUUAAGGCAGCUGUGGAUCAGGAGGGAAGCCACAGGUACCACUUCAAGGCCCUGGACCCUGAGUUUGGUACUGUGAAAGAAGAGGUGUUCCUGGAUGGAGCAAUCGUUCCAGGCUGGGAAGGAAAAAUAGUGGCAUGGGUAGAAGAGGACCGUGGUGACGAAAGGCCACUGUAGGUUCUAGCUGAGGGGGAAUGACACAUUGUUUUUGCUCCUGGUUACUCUGAUCCCAGAGGCCAUCGAGACAACUGUUCAGAAAAGAGGCACAAGUGGACUAUUUUUGAGAUUCAACUUAGCAAAAUACUGUAAGACUUAUCAGCACGAGAUUUAGGUUCAUCAGCUGAUAAUGAAACCAUAUGGAGCUCGACUCACUCUGGUGAAUGUGUAAACCUGUGAACGAUGAACAUUUUAAAAAUCCUUACAAAAGAAAGCUCUUUCCAUCAUGUGCUUACUAUUGCCAGGCUGUAGCUAUAGUAUCAGAACUGGACUCUAAAGUAGAAAUAUUAUUUAGAAUUAACUUUUUGCAAAACCACAGUAGUGUUGUUGUUUGACCUCCAGUUAAGGUCAGAGGUCUGUAUGAAGAAUUCAAAAAAAAAUUACAAAGUCAUUUUAAGUGUUCAGCAUCACUUUUUAUUCCUUGUGCAGCAGUGUUGUCUUUAAAGAAACACCACCAGUUUACAUGAUAGAAAUAUGUAUUGUCCAUUGUUCUUUAGCCCAGUUACAAUUCAGUCUUAAUUGUGAAUGUGAAGUGAAUUUACAGUAUUAUUUACCUUAGGUUUUUUCAUCGUAUUUCUUGCUUUCUGGAUUAGAAAGAAAUACCACUUUUAGAAUGCAAAUGUUACAAGGACACAAAAAAUGUUAAUUUUGUGCUUGUGCUGCUUGAGGUUUGUCUACAUUCUGACCUGCUGAAAAAUAAACUGACCAGAUUCCAGCUACUAUUGCUAGUAUACUACAUAACAGUAAAAAGUAGAAUGAUGGUCAUGUAAAAAUGUCCAAACUAAAAGGUCUAUUGCAAAAAGAAAAAAAAAACACCUGAAUGUAUUUCAGACUAAUCAGUUUGACUAAAUAGGACACGAAUCCAGAUGUGGGUUUAUGUAUCAGUCUGUAGCACAUCAGCAUGCAUGAAAACAGAACAGGCUUAUAGUGAACAGCUGUCAGUGAACAGAAAUGAUGCUGGAACUUUAAUGUUCAUGUAGAAAUGCAGAUGAACAACACUGUUAUUUUAUUUACUUUAUGAAAUUGUUUUGUACAUUUGUGUAAAAUAUUUUCACCAUAUCCUUAAAUAUUUGAAGUUUAUGACUAUGAGUAUUUGUUUAAAGAGAGAUUCUUGUCGGCUCCUGUUACAAAGACGUUGUGGAUGUGAGUUUGACAUCAGAGGUUUAAAGGGGACUUUUGUUGAGGAAAAAUGGACCAUCCCACUAUUUAUUGCUUGCGUGUGUGCGUGUGUGUGUGUGUGUGUGUGUGUGUGUGUGUGUACGUGUGUACGUGUGUGUGGACUAGAACUGUUUAUUAGUUUUCCUUCACUCUGCUUCUAUCUUCCCAUUUGGGAUCAAUGUCAUUGCCUUGACUAACAAGCCAACUGAAAUAUGCAUCAGUCAACUUUUGAACUAAAACCCAUUUGAAUGCCAUAACUGCCUGUACUGUGAAUGUACAAUUUGCUGAUGAAAUGGUUAUUUAGCAUUUGUUUGUUUAAUGAAAUUUUGACAAAAUGCGGAUAAUGUCUGUUUUUGAAAAAGCCCUUUGUUGAAUGUUAGAAAGACAUAUUUUGAAAUAA